AUGCCUACUGCAAGAAAAGCGAGUGAUGAAUUGCUGCCAUGGUACGAUGAACAAGCUUCCUUCAUGCAAGACAUCUACUCCCCAAAGAGGACUAUUCCGCAGGCAGACAUAGGAUAUCACCACCAACUCUACCCCCACAAGAGAGAGAUAAAGCUGCAUCACCACUCACCACAUGAAGCUUGUCACCAACUCCCACCAUUGGAGAGCCCUAAGUUCCUCAACUACCUAAAUCAUGAAAGCUCUCUGCAACGAUGCAUCAUCUCAGAGAAUGAAGUUUUGCAACCCGGCCACCGAUUCGGGGAAAUCACGACCUGCAACGACAAUGAAAAUACAAGUCGAGCAUCAGAUCAAAUGACAGAUUGGAGGGUCCUCGACAAGUUCGUCGCGUCUCAGCUUAGCCAUGAUGUUUCAAGAGAGCCUAUUUACUCGGAUGAAGCUAAUAUUCUUCAACCUCCUGUUGAACAACAAGUUGUUGGAGUGGAGCUUCCGCUGGCAUCAGCUUCAAGCUGCCAAAUCGAUCCAUGGAAAUGA
This is a messenger RNA of Musa acuminata AAA Group (dessert banana), 531 nucleotides long. Its product is annotated as NAC domain-containing protein 7-like. The record is from RefSeq and is a predicted model, not a curated record. The transcript has a single exon. NCBI's taxonomy places the organism in Eukaryota, Viridiplantae, Streptophyta, Magnoliopsida, Zingiberales, Musaceae. Bases 1 to 531 code for a protein of 176 amino acids.